Messenger RNA from Drosophila albomicans, 1699 nucleotides. RefSeq lists its product as uncharacterized. NCBI's taxonomy places the organism in Eukaryota, Metazoa, Arthropoda, Insecta, Diptera, Drosophilidae. The coding region runs from base 193 to 1461 and encodes 422 amino acids. The transcript is spliced from 3 exons. The record is from RefSeq and is a predicted model, not a curated record.
AUCGUACAACGACGAAUGUGUGCAACUGUUGCAAUUGCAACUGUGUGGCAACGCCGCAAUAACACUUUUUCAUUGAUAGCGCGUAGCGUUGUUGUUUUGUGCAAAAGGCGCAACUUUUAAGUUAACUUAAUUGUUUAAAAACUCGAAUAAAAUGCUCUAGCUAAGCGAUUAUUAAAAUAAAAAUCUAAGAGAAUGGCAACGGCAAUCGGCAGCAACAACAGCGACAUUGUUUUGCUCACCGAUGUGGUGCGCGAUCAAUAUGUGCGAUAUCUGGAGCGUCAGUUGGAAGAGAAUGUGUGUGUGUGGUCCUCCGCCUCCAGGAAUCAUCACAAGCCCUCUGCUUGGUCGUGCAUCGAACACAGCUUAAAGACACUGGAAACUCGCGCCAUUAAAGCCUGUCAAGCAGCCCAACUCUAUCAACGCGCCAUGGUCAAGAUGAUAGCCGCUGUGCGGCGCAAUACACAGGAAUGUCGCUUGGCGGAUGCGCUCUUCGAGCACAUGCAACGACAACAAAUCGAGCAAGACAACGACUACGACGAUGUGGAAGAUGUGGCAAUGAAGAGUCGUCAACAGUUUGUGGACAAAUCAACGCAGACAGCUGCAUUAAUCGAGGGCAUGCCAAAUGGCGAAGGCGAGCACAAUGAAGAUGACAAUUAUACAAGCUACACGCUGUGCCAAAAAAUCGAUUUGUUUCAGAGUCGACUUGUCGAGCACGAAACAAAACAACAGCAGCAGCAAUCAGAGUUGCAAGUCAAUGGAAAGCAACCGAUGGCAUCGCCAGCAUCCAGCAUUGAGGAUACAGUUUCUCAGGAGCUAGCCAAACUCUUUGAUGACGAACCAACGGAUUUGAAUGCUUUGUUUGGCAUUGAAAUAGAAGCGAAUACAGAUGAACUCAAGGAGUUCAAGGAGACGACAACACCACAACAGAAGCCAACGACAUCGCCGGAUUAUACGUUGCCACUGCCAGCACACAGCAAUAACCAGCAAGUGGACUUGCGGCACAGUCGUUGGCCAUGUGAAUUGUAUGCACAACGACGUCGCCUCAAUGCGUGCUUGGUGCGACUGCUGGACGCUGAUUGGCGCUGCGAGGAUGCGUUGCGCUACAAGUUUCAUAUGUUGUUUGGCGAGGAUAGCGAUGAUGAGUUUGCCACCGAGAUAUCUAGUCCAAGCAUUGAUCUGGUCGAUGAAGUGCUGCUGGCAAGCUGCAUAUUGCGAAUACGCCCAUGGAUCGUACAUCAUUUGAUGCGUCCACUGCAAGAGGGUCUAAUAGCCAAUAGAUUUCUGUUCAAGAAGUUGGCCAAAAUGCUGGCCAAUAAUAUUGUCCUGAUCAAUCCUUAUAGCAGUGAGCGCCAAGUGAAACAGGCCGUUGAACAAUUGUUUUGCAUUCAGCCCAGAGGAGUUCAAUGCGAGCUGGACUUGGAGUUAUUGCCAUCAGUGUUCGUGGAACGAUUCGAGAGUUGAAAAGCACAUACAACUUUUGCAGUUUUUUUUUUUACCCCCUACAAAAUAUACAAUUAUCUUGUGUACCUUAUUGAAAAGUAUUGAAAUGAAUAAUAAUGAAAAAGCAAUACACUAUUUAAGUAUAUCAAAGAAUCGACCAACGAUUCAAAGAUUAUGAUCUCUUAAGAGUUGCUCUCACAUUAAGUAGAAUUAAAAUAUAUAUAGUUUAAUAAUUCAUGCCGAUCUGUAUGCGUGUGCG